Molecule: messenger RNA, 1433 nt
Organism: Scleropages formosus (Asian bonytongue)
Lineage: Eukaryota; Metazoa; Chordata; Actinopteri; Osteoglossiformes; Osteoglossidae
Product: sodium/hydrogen exchanger 9B2-like
Exons: 11
Coding region: 28-1404 (458 amino acids)
Biological process (GO): proton transmembrane transport
Cellular component (GO): membrane
Molecular function (GO): antiporter activity
Source: RefSeq, a predicted model, not a curated record
CUGCCCCUGGUCAUUACAAAAGUGAUCAUGGCCUUUGUGCUGUUCGGGGCAGUGUGGUCCAUCACUGAGAAGGAGUGUCUUCCCGGGGGGAAUCUCUUUGGCAUCGUCAUCUUAUUUAUUAGUGCCGUCUGCGGGGGGAAGCUGGUGGGACUCAUCCAAUUUCCCACACUGCCUCCUUUCCCUCCACUCCUUGGAAUGCUUCUUGCUGGCUUUGUCCUCCGCAAUGUCCCGUACAUCACCUCUGCCGUCUACAUCGAUCAGAACUGGUCUGCUGCCUUGAGGAACAUCGCCCUGGCUAUAAUACUGACCAGAGCUGGGCUGGGCUUGGAUGCCUCUGCACUGAGGAAGCUGAAAGCGGUGUGUUUACGAGUGGCAGUGGGGCCCUGUAUGGUAGAGGCCUGUACGGUGGCUCUGGUCUCUCACUUCCUCAUGGAUCUGCCCUGGAUCUGGGCCUUCAUCCUGGGGUUUGUGCUGAGUGCUGUGUCCCCGGCGGUGGUUGUCCCCUCCAUGCUACUCCUCCAGAAGGAUGGUUUUGGUGUGGACAAGGGAAUCCCCACGCUGCUGAUGGCGGCUGGCAGCUUCGAUGAUGUCCUGGCCAUCACUGGUUUCAACACCUGUCUAGGAAUGGCCUUCUCCACAGGCUCCACUUGGUUCAACGUGCUUAAAGGGAUCUUGGAGGUGCUGGGGGGUAUGGUGGCUGGAGGUGUCCUCGGUUGUUUCCUUCGCUUCAUCCCCAGUGAAGAUCAGGAAGACCUGGUUAUCAGACGCUCCUUUCUGCUUCUGGGCCUCUCUGUGUUUGCUGUGUUUGCCAGUCGUGUCGCCGGCUUCUCUGGGGCCGGAGGCCUUUGCACCCUGGUCAUGGCAUUCCUGGCAGGACUGAACUGGAAACAAUCAAAGGCUCCUGUGGCUGCAGCUGUUGGGAGGAUGUGGGAUAUAUUCCAGCCCCUUCUCUUCGGACUAAUAGGGGCAGAAAUUACAAUCUCCACAUUGGAUCCAAAAACUGUGGGUCUGGGACUGGCAACACUCAGCACUGGGCUCGUGGUUCGAGUUGCGUUCACCUUUGCCAUGGUGCUCGUUGCUGGCUUCAAUUUCAAAGAGAAGGUGUUUAUUGCACUGGCCUGGCUCCCAAAAGCCACCGUACAGGCUGCCAUCGGACCCACUGCACUGGACAUGGCUCGUCGCCAGGGGGACGCUGUCCUGGAGAAGUACGGCAUGGAUGUCCUCACAGUGGCUGUUCUUGCCAUCCUUGUCACGGCUCCCAUAGGGGCCCUGAGCAUUGGCUUGGCAGGACCGCGGCUGCUGCGGAAGCAGAUGGACACUAACUUGGGGAACAAGUGCCCACAAGGUGUGUCUGGAGAUGGGACAGCAGCUGAGGCCUCUGUAACCAGAGAGAGUAAAUUAUGAUUUCCAAGCUUUUUCCUGACAAACAUCAG